Molecule: messenger RNA, 1988 nt
Organism: Synchiropus splendidus (mandarinfish)
Lineage: Eukaryota; Metazoa; Chordata; Actinopteri; Syngnathiformes; Callionymidae
Gene: tmem240a
Product: transmembrane protein 240a
Exons: 4
Coding region: 514-1041 (175 amino acids)
Source: RefSeq, a predicted model, not a curated record
GUGCACGCGCACUGUGCUGGGAGGCUGCCGGUGGAUCUGCUGGAGGACACGAUGGGAUAAUCACGCGUGUCUGGCUCCGGGCGUCGAUGCAGCUGCUGGACCAGGACUGGACUCGGGACGCAGGGUGGGUCUAGUUCACGGACGGGAGGCGUCUUGGAUCUCGCGCUGAUGCUCUGGAACAAUCCGGGAAAGACGCGGUUCGUUGGGCGUGAGGGGACUUGGUGCAGAUCUUUGACGAGACAUCGACCCUAAUGGAGGACAGGAUCCACCGGCGUUACUGAAAUAACUUGGAGGAAAUCCACUUUGAAUGGUCGGCAAAUCGGGAUCUAGCUAGAACGACUUUCCACGGGUGGGAGCGGUGGAUGGCGAGGGCGCAGUGAGGGCUCAGACCGGCUCGGACGAAGGGAGGACUGGGGCGGUGUGAGGCGGCUCCAUGAGCGGCACCUGCCGGGACCAGAGCGCCCAGAGCCCCGCCGGAGCGUCCCUACCACGGCGGCCAGUUUGGAAGUUUUGAUGCAUAUGAUCACAACCACCAUGAUUUUUAUGAUUCUUGGUGCUUCAGUUGUAAUGGCGAUCGCCUGUUUAAUGGACAUGAACGCACUACUGGAUCGCUUUCACAACUACAUCUUACCGCAUCUGAGAGGGGAGGACCGGGUCUGCCACUGCAACUGUGGAAGGCAUCAUGUCCACUACGUGAUCCCGUACGAUGGCGACCAUUCCCUGGUGGACUCGUCAGAGAACUACUUUGUGAGUGACAGUGUGACCAAGCAGGAGAUGGACUUGAUGCUGGGCCUGCUGCUGGGCUUCUGCAUCAGCUGGUUGCUGCUGUGGCUGGAUGGAGUGCUACACUGUGCUGUCAGGGCCUGGAGGUCAAGCCGCUACUACGACACUCCGUCCUGGUCCUGGCUGCCUCAGUUCUGCAACUUCCGAGAGCUGCGUCGCCGAGCCCAGCUCAGACAGCUGGACGACUCCAGCGGCAACAUGGUGCACAUCAAGCAGAAGCUGUACCACAACGGCCACCCCAGCCCUCGCCACCUCUGACUCCCCCAAACUCUCCCCCUCGUCCCAAGUUUCUCCUCAAACCUGUGCCAAAAUCUGGUUGCUGCAGUUGUUGCCUCAGAGACCCUGAAAACUGCCCUCUAAAACCACACGACUGGAGUUUCUUAUGUCACAACUUGGCCACCAUUACCACUGGAAACAAAAGAAGAAAAAAAAAAUCCCGAAAAUCAAUGAUUUGUCGCCACUGUCGUAUGUCUGCCGUCGUGGGAGGAAGAAGCGAAACAUUUUUAAGGUUGUUUUUUUCUGUAUAGAGACAUUUUCUGUGUUCAUUGUUCAACUUGGCAUGCUCUUUUAGAACAGGGUACAAUGUGGGCUGAGUGUUGACGGCAAGGAGGGGUCUUUUUGUUUUUUUUGCUUUUUCCUCGUUCGGGUGGGUCUGUGCGGGGAGGGGGUGAAUGCGACUGCAGGGUGGGUGGUUUUUUUGUGAUGGUUAGAAUGCUGCUUCUGUAAAUAGUUAUACAUAGUUGGAGGAUUUUUGUGAGUAAUAAAGAGGAAGGCUUGUGUAGGAAUGGAUCAGUGCGACGUUUUAAAACUGGAUGUGAUGUGAUUUCUGCUCAAAACACAAAUUAGCUUUGUUACUUAGUGGAUUAACUGAAUGUAUUAAUUUUACCUGUAAAUAUGUGAGGGUGAGGGGGAGCAGCAGGGGUGUGAGCGCUUCUCUUUGCCACGUUUGGAGACACAGGAGGAGGGACGCAGGAGCCACACGCCAGCCGGGAUGAGUCAGUUCGACGCCGUCCAUCUUCCACACACUGAGCUCAACAGCAGAGUUCAAUUUGCUUUAUCCAAUUCCCUCUCACUUAUCAGGAGCAACCAGCCUAUCGGCGGAGAGAACGCCCGCCCACCCCCCCCUCACCCUCUCUGUCCAGACAUUGCUGUUGUGAGGAUGAAAUGUCUGUUUUAUUAAAUGUGCCAUUGAAGCACAACAGUGA